This is a messenger RNA of Raphanus sativus (radish), 758 nucleotides long. RefSeq lists its product as uncharacterized. The record is from RefSeq and is a predicted model, not a curated record. Gene Ontology annotation, cellular component: nucleosome. Gene Ontology annotation, biological process: nucleosome assembly. The transcript has a single exon. Gene Ontology annotation, molecular function: protein heterodimerization activity; structural constituent of chromatin; DNA binding. Bases 97 to 447 code for a protein of 116 amino acids. Lineage: Eukaryota; Viridiplantae; Streptophyta; Magnoliopsida; Brassicales; Brassicaceae.
ACUUCAUCUUCCUUUAUAAACCAAAUCUCAAUCUCCUUCGUCACAGUCAAAAUCAUCAUCUCAAUCUAAAGACUCCAAUCGAGAAAGAAGUUCCAAAUGUCAGGAAGAGGGAAAGGAGGAAAGGGACUGGGCAAAGGAGGAGCGAAGAGGCACAGGAAGGUUCUGAGAGACAACAUCCAAGGAAUCACCAAGCCUGCGAUCAGGCGACUCGCUCGCAGAGGAGGAGUGAAGAGGAUCAGCGGGUUGAUCUACGAAGAGACGAGAGGGGUUCUGAAGAUCUUUCUCGAGAACGUGAUUAGAGACUCCGUUGUAAGAUCAAGAAAAGAGCCAAGUGUUGGGAGAAUCAGAGCGACGACGUUUUACACAAAGGAUCUUGUGUGUUACACGCAGAUGUCGCAGAGUUAUGGAAAGAUGACGUGGCGAUACUCAUUAGAUUCCAAGAUAUAACUUGCACAUCAAGUUGAGAGAAUAAUGGAAGAUUUGGAUUCACCGAGAUAUUAGGAAAAUAGAAUAUUCGGUAAGGACUACUUAACUAGAUUGUCUAGGGCAUAUCUAGGUUAAGCACGUUAUUGUAAAAGCUUGAGCAAGAGGGUGUUCUUGUCAAGAGUUAGACGAUCGAGUGCCUUGUGUUGAGCAGCUCGAUUGUGUCAUUCAUAUUAGAAAUUGGUCCGUCUCUAGUCGUCUGUGACUGAGAGUAAUUCGGAUUAAACAGAUCUAGGAAGAUUGUUUAAAAGGUUUCUAAUAAUCAAGGAAAGUGU